Molecule: messenger RNA, 2501 nt
Organism: Glycine soja
Lineage: Eukaryota; Viridiplantae; Streptophyta; Magnoliopsida; Fabales; Fabaceae
Product: NAD-dependent malic enzyme 59 kDa isoform, mitochondrial-like
Exons: 19
Coding region: 334-2136 (600 amino acids)
Biological process (GO): malate metabolic process; pyruvate metabolic process
Cellular component (GO): mitochondrion
Molecular function (GO): NAD binding; malate dehydrogenase (decarboxylating) (NAD+) activity
Source: RefSeq, a predicted model, not a curated record
GCAGAGUCCCCUCUCGUAAUUCCCCCCUCUCGCGCUGCCCGAACCCGCAUCGGGCAGCACCUGCAACAACAACCCGCUUCAAACUGUUUCACCUCUCCGAAACAGAGGAGAGAGAAAGUUAGAGAGAGAAAGCUCCUCACGCUAUAAAUACCCUCGCGCUACCCCAGUUUCCACCUCGCAAACAUUUCUCUCGUUGAAAAUGCGCUUCGCGCAGCUCAGAGCGAAAAAGCAAAACCGCAUUUGUUUGCAUUUGUUUUAAUUUUCUUCGCUUAAGCGCUGUAGUAGGUGGUGUUGGUUGUUUGGUGCAUUUGAUUUUGAUUUGGAAUUGGAAGAAUGUGGAAGGUUGUGCGAUUCGCGGCGGCCAGAUCGCGGCGGUUCUCGACGGCGAUUCCCGGUCCAUGCAAGGUUCACAAGCGUGGCACUGAUAUCCUCCACGACCCUUGGUUCAACAAGGAUACUGGGUUUCCUUUAACUGAAAGGGAUCGAUUGGGGCUUCGGGGCCUGCUUCCUCCUCGUGUCAUUUCGUUUGAGCAUCAAUAUGAUCGGUUUAUGAAUUCAUAUAGAUCUUUGGAGAAGAAUACACAGGGCCAAUCAGAUAGAUUUGUUUCUUUAUCCAAAUGGAGGAUCUUAAAUAGAUUGCAUGACAGGAAUGAGACUCUAUAUUACAGAGUUCUUAUUGAUAACAUCAAAGAGUUUGCUCCAAUAAUCUAUACUCCUACAGUUGGGUUAGUGUGUGAAAAUUAUUCCGGGUUAUUUAGACGCCCGCGUGGAAUGUAUUUUAGUGCGAAAGAUAAAGGAGAGAUGAUGUCAAUGAUCUAUAACUGGCCAUCUGAUCAGGUAGACAUGAUUGUCUUGACAGAUGGUAGUCGUAUUCUUGGCUUGGGUGACCUUGGAGUUCAGGGCAUUGGAAUACCUAUAGGAAAACUUGACAUGUAUGUUGCUGCUGCUGGUAUCAACCCUCAAAAAAUACUUCCAGUUAUGUUAGAUGUUGGCACAAACAAUCAAAAGCUACUUGAGGAUCCCCUUUAUUUAGGAGUUCGGCAACCUAGGUUGGAAGGUGAAGAGUAUCUAUUGAUUGUGGAUGAAUUCAUGGAAGCUGUACACGCUCGAUGGCCAAAGGCUAUUGUGCAGUUUGAGGAUUUCCAAAUGAAGUGGGCUUUUGAAACCCUGAAACGAUAUCGAGAAAGGUUUUGCAUGUUUAAUGAUGAUAUACAGGGCACGGCUGGUGUUGCACUUGCUGGACUAUUGGGAACUGUUAGAUCUCAAGGUCAACCAUUGUCUGAUUUUUUGAAACAAAAGAUAGUCGUGGUUGGAGCUGGGAGUGCAGGGCUUGGUGUUCUCAGCAUGGCUGUCCAGGCUGUUUCAAGGAUGUCAGGGGGCAGUGGAACAGAUGCCAACAGUCAAUUUUUUUUAAUUGAUAAAGAUGGACUUGUCACGACAGAAAGGAGCAAUCUAGAUCCAGCUGCAGUUCCAUUUGCCAAAAAUCCAAGAGAUCUUGAAGGGCUUUCAGAGGGUGCUAGUAUAAUUGAAGUGGUUAAGAAGGUUAAGCCACAUGUGCUCCUUGGAUUGUCUGGAGUUGGUGGUGUUUUCAACACUGAGGUGCUUAAGGCAAUGAGAGAAUCUGUUUCAACAAAACCUGCUAUCUUUGCAAUGUCUAAUCCCACCAUGAAUGCUGAGUGCACUGCUAUUGAAGCUUUCAGUCAUGCAGGAGAAAAUAUAGUGUUUGCAAGUGGAAGCCCUUUUGAAAAUGUAGAUCUUGGAAAUGGAGAAGUUGGCCAUGUAAAUCAAGCCAACAACAUGUACCUGUUUCCAGGGAUUGGUUUGGGGACACUUUUAUCAGGUGCUCGUCAUAUAACAGAUGGAAUGUUGCGAGCAGCAGCCGAAUGCCUUGCUUCAUACAUGACAGAAGAUGAUGUCCGGAAAGGAAUCUUGUAUCCAUCCAUUGACUGUAUACGAGAUGUUACAGCAGAGGUUGGGGCUGCUGUUGUAUGUGCAGCAGUUGCAGAAAAGCAGGCUGAAGGACAUGGUGAUGUAGGGUUCAAAGAGCUAGAGAACAUGUCAAAAGAAGAAACUGUGGAGUAUGUCAGAGGCAAUAUGUGGUACCCUGAGUAUUGCCCUCUUGUUCAUGAAAAAUGAACUUUUAUGAAGGCUUUUUGCUAUUGAUAUCUCAGUUCCGCGCAACCAAGCCCUUUAAUAUUUUGAUUUCUAAUCUUUUAGCAAUUUAUGACUAGCAAGGUUUUGAUAGUUGAAGGUCAAUUGGUGAGAAGGGGAGAGAGAGAUAUCCUCAUUUGUUGCAGCCGUGAAUUGUAUGUGUAAUGCCGCCCUCCCUUUCUUUUAGUGUGUGUUUGGAUUAGCGUUUGUAGAAUUAAUUCGAGAUCAACAUGGUUUUAAGUAAAUGUGAUUUUAGAAUAACGUGAUUCGAGAAGCUUCAUAAGCAUUAUAGACAGUUGUUAAGUUCUGUUUCUCUCAAAUCAUGAAGUGCAUUAGGGUUCCUUUCCUUA